Molecule: messenger RNA, 3951 nt
Organism: Guillardia theta CCMP2712
Lineage: Eukaryota; Cryptophyceae; Pyrenomonadales; Geminigeraceae
Exons: 1
Coding region: 1-3951 (1316 amino acids)
Source: RefSeq, a predicted model, not a curated record
AUGGAAGAAUAUUUGCAGGCAGAACGUGGCGAGCAGAGUGAGGCAGACACAUCGAUCCUUCAAGAGGUUAGCGACAAUUUGGUACCUCCGUCUGUUGAGACUCCAGAUCGCAAACUUGCUCCGAGCAAGCUAGAAUCGAAGGAAAUGAUGAAGAUGAUCGAAGCUGCUCACAGGAAGAAGUUUCUCCCGACGAUACAGAGCAUCCCUCUCUACGACAAGUAUCAAGCGUACUGCCGAUCUACCAUCGCGUUCGCCAUGUUCUUUUUCUUCAUCCUGUUCCUGUGCAUCGGUGCCCGAGAGCUCUCCUCCAGGGCUGUCGUCUCCUUGGAGGACGGGGUGAAGAAGAUCAGCAUCCACAUCGAGAAGCUGGAGACUUUGAACUUCGCGCCAUGGCCGAUCGAUACCGACACUUGUACCAUCCGUAUCAUGAACACAUGCAACAAUCGACAGGAAUGUGGGUACCCCCGCAUUCUCGGCUACGGCAUCAACCAUGGUGCCUUCGGUCUGUCAGAUACCCGGGCCAAGGUCGUCAACGGCGACACGCUAGAGGUGACGCUCUUGCCGCUGAUCUUCUGGCCUUCGCUGCCAGAGACAUGGUGGAACAGGGUCAUGUGCGACGUUCAGAUUAUUGCGAGCAAGGACAUGGAGGUCGAGGUGUUCUCGGAGAAAGUAGCUGUGGUGGCAGAGAACGUGGAGCUGAAGAGGCUGGACCUGAAGGGGCUGGACAGGUCGGGGAGUGCCAUCUGGUUCCAGGGGAAGAAUGUAAGAGUCACAGGAUCCAUGACGUUGAAGGGAUCCCAGAGCAAUGUGUUUUUGGACGGGAUCACGAUGCCGACAUCAGCGAGUGCCACCUUGGAGAUCCUUGGAGGAAGCAUCGACCUUGUGACAAGCUCCCACCCGAAGAUGAGGAUCUCCUCGGUGAACGAGGCUGUCUGCCUCGUGGGGAAGUUUGAUACAACCCCAGUCGUGAACGCAACCAUGGCAGACAAUGUCACGGUAACUUCCUACAGGGCUGCAAUGAAGUGCGACCUUGCAAGCUGCGAGAUGCCAUCAUGGAGCGUGAACGUCUCCGGUGCUUACGGAUCAGUAGGAGUGCACGCGGUUCAGUACCAGGAGCAGGAUACGGCUGUCUUCCAAGGUAGAGCCUUCUCGGAAGGGACCUACGUCGGAGUUGACCACUCUCCCAUUGUCAACGACGUGUACAACUAUGCCAUCAUCAGCUUCCAAGGGCUCGGGAUCAUGCAAGGAGGGCUCGAGGUCGUCUGGUCGCUGCAGAGGAUCUGGUGGUUCAUCGAAGGACAGAUCUGGCCCUUUGGCCCCUUCUCCGCCUUUACCGUCAUACCCCAGCUCACCAAGUACCCUGCCACUGUCUCCUUCUGCCCAGCGCAUGGCUCCCGUGCGAACCUUGACCUGACCCCGCCGUUGAGGAAGAUGAUGUCAACAGCGGUCAAGGACGGAGCUCCUGGUCAGUGGACCCUGCGCAACCUGGGGAGCUACAGGGAGAGGAUGCAGCCACUGGACGUCGUGGCAGGCAAGAACGUCUUCUAUGCUCCAAAGGACUCGCUAGUGCCUGACUGCGACUACUGUGCCGACGUGUUCUUCUGGAAGUCCUCCGCCUACGUCGGCUCCUUCUCCCGUACGCCUGCGUCCAACGGCAACUGCCUGGGCUUCGGCACCCCCAACGCCUGCCUGACUUUCUCCUGCUACAAGAAAAGCGCCCAUAUCUUCUCCCUGGUAGAGAACGGUCAGGCAACCUGCUACUCCAACGAGGCUGUGGAGGCGCUUCUGAGCAACCCAGUGAAGUUCGCGGAGGGCUCACCCUACUGCUGGGCGUCAGGUGACGUCUCCUGCUAUACUGAGGCCCCCCACACGGGCCCGUCGACGUCGUCGAGGUUCGCCAACGGCAGGGCGAUCACCAUCUUCACGCUCUCUCUCAUCAUCGGAGCGAUCGCGGGGGUGUACGUGGUGCUGGUCGUGUACUUCCUCUUCAUCCGCAGCAGCAGGAUCAGAGUCAUCACGGGCUACCUGAUGCGCAACAAGAAAACCUUUGACAUGAUCACAAGGGUAAUCAAGAUGUCUCAGAACUUCGCCAUCCUCAACAACCCGAAGCCCUCUGGGGAUGCAGAACCCCUUCUGGGCCCCGAGGGAGAACCCCUGCUGGCCCCCGAGCUCUCCCUCGACUUCUUCGCCCUGGACAAGAUCAUACGGCUGCCCCCCCUCUGGUACCGGAUCCUCCCGAGGACGUGGAAGGAGAAAGUUGAGAUGAAGUUUGAGCUGACUAACGUCAGAGUCAGCGACUUCGCCAGCCAUCGCUGGAUCGCCAAGUGCUCGGACAUAGCGAGCCUGGCGGUGGACGACAACGGCUCCCCCUCCCUCCAAGGGUUUGACAAGAACCAGGUGUCAAACCUGUGCGACUGCAGGAUCGUGUACCUUGACAGGAGCGACCGGAACGAGUUCUACGAGUGGCACGACGUGCUUCCCAGGAAGGCAGUAGGAGGAGACAGGAAGAGCGCGGGCGAGACAACCACGAGCCAGCAGUUUCUUGCCUUCCAGAGGUCAGUGCGAGAGGUUCAGUUUGUGAUGCAGAGGCUCCAGAUCGAUGUAUGGCUGUGGUUCAUCCUAGAGCGAGUCACUGCGAGGAUGAGGCUUCAUCUCGCUCCUCCCAAGUACCCGGACAAGGCUCCUGCAUACUGGGAGGUAGGAAGGGAGAUCUUCCUUGAGACCAUUCACACGCAGCUCGGAGAGGUUCAGACGGUAGCGGCGCACCUGACCUUUGUGCUAGCUCCCUGCCUUAUCUUCUACUUCUUCCUUGCCAACAUGUUCUACAUGAUCGUCAAGGACAAGGGAACCAGCAUCUUUGGUGUUGACUCCGACGCCGCCAUCACGCAGGACGCCAUUCUCCUCCCCAGCAUCAUCAUCCUCCUCUUCCUCAACCUCGCCUCGAUGGUCAUGUACUACUUCCGCUGGAGGGACUGGGGGAUCCCCCACGAAAGCACGACCAAGGGCGGGAAGCAGCAGGUCUUUCCGGAGGGAGAGAGCGAGCUCGAUAGCGUUGCUGCCUUCGACUGGGACGACUACUACAGGAGGGGCAGCAAGAGCUACAGGAUCCGCAUGUACGAGCAGCAGCUGAUGAAGUUUGUGUGGGCCGUUUCCUACAUGGUUUCUAUCCUGUUUUGCGUGCUCGUCUCAGUCUGGGUGCUCCUGGGCAUGUUCCUCAACCCCAACAGGGUUGCUCCUUACGCCACCGCCAUCGUCGGGCUGUUCGGCCAUGUUCUGUCCAUGUUCAGGAGGAUGAAGAGCUUCUUCGAUUCAGCCAAGGGGAGGCUGGAGCAGUUGAUCGUCGACUUUCACCAUCAGAUGCAAGUCCAGGCCCUUGACCAGAUCAAGAUCCUGGAGGGGGCGAGGAACCUUGGAGUUCAGCUGGACGGGGAUGUCAGAGACCUUGCCAGGAAGGCUCCUGAUGCUAUGGAAGAGCUGGGGGAGCAGGUGGGGGGGAGGUUGAAGGAGGCACAGGACGUCCAGGCACAGUUGGAGGAGCUGUUCAACAAGGCGAGGAGGACGGUUGCGGACGUGAAGGAGCAUGAGAUUCUUGCGCUGCUGUCGAAGCACGGUAUCAGCAUGCAGGACAUCAUCAUCCAUGUCACUAUGUCUUCAGUCCUCCUCUGCCUCAUCUUCCUCUUCCUCUUCCUGGGCAUGUCCGCGUUCAACCAGGGGGUCGCCGACAACUGGCAGACCGUCAUCAACUCCAUCAUGACAGGAGGUGCUGCGAUCAUCUCCAGCUUCGCCUCCAAGACCGACGGGGGGCAGGCACUGGAGAACUUGCUCAUGAGGAUCAUAGAGGAGUACAAGAAGGGGGAGGGAGCUGAUCUCUCCUUCUCGCUCAACGAGGAGCUGAGCUCAGUCCUCGAGCGGGCCGGUCACUACAACCAUGAUGAGGACGAGCUACGAUAG